CUCUAGAAGUAGCCGUAGGAAGAACGCGAAAAUGGCCUCUGAGAGGAGUUUUGCAAGUACCGUCCGGCCAUAUUCACAAUCUCCAUGGCCAGCUUGGUCUCUAGCCUCAUUAUUUCUUGCAAGCUCUGCACUCCCGCCUGGGAGAUUUCCAAAACUUCCUCCCUUUCCUCAGCGUGCAGGUUUUUCUCUGAUAAUGUAUGGCGCUGGGUACGUUCUCUCCACCGGAGACUCCCUCAACGGGAGUGGCAUAUCAACUGCGUGGUCUCUGACGUACCUCUUCUGGAACGCGAGACGUUCAUUUACUACGCUCCGAAGUCCUGUCUCAAUGGUCCUCACGGGAGCAACUGCAAUUUGUGCAGGCUUAUAUGGUACAGAGUACUUUAUCCUUCAAGACAAAGACACCGAGAGAAAAUAAACAAUUUUAUCAUAUGCAUUUCAAAACA
Molecule: messenger RNA, 443 nt
Organism: Fomitiporia mediterranea MF3/22
Lineage: Eukaryota; Fungi; Basidiomycota; Agaricomycetes; Hymenochaetales; Hymenochaetaceae
Exons: 4
Coding region: 32-415 (127 amino acids)
Cellular component (GO): mitochondrion
Source: RefSeq, a predicted model, not a curated record